AUGUUCGGCGAGUUGGUGGGAGGGGAGGACCCGGGCCAGGGAAACCCGGAGCAGAACUGGCUGACAUGCCUGAAGGACGACAUGAAGAUGUUCGAAGCCAGGUACGGCUCCACGACCGACAAGCCGAGCGUCUUCGGAGUCCCGAAGUUAGUCUGGAGUGAGGCGGCGAAGGUGGAGGGGGGGGUACCGUGGCACGCGGGGGUGCUACAGGGAGCUGAGAGGUUCAUGGCCUCUUGGCACAAGGGCAAGGAGGAGGCCAGCCGACAACGAGCCAUCAAACGAGGAGACAGCGGGCCCAAAAAUAGUCUAGAUACGGCACCAAUCAACGGGGCGGUAGGGGGGCGGAAGGAAACGGCGCGGCGGGAAGAAAGCAAGCGAGAAGAGACCGACCGCGUGACGUGACAUGUUGCGGUCGAAUUUCAACGACUAAUUUUUCUGUUGCCCUCUCCCCCGUUUGCUGUCGCGUUCAGACUGUCUCUAGGGAUAUCCCUGUCUCUGUGCGAGUUUGUUUAUGUCCUCGUCUGUCUUUGGUUUAUUUCGUUUUAUUUUGUUUGGUUUUUUUACUGGCACGUACUGCUGCCCCUUGGGAUCCUUCCGGAAGGCUUACCCCCAGGCUGGUGGUGCGCACGUUCCACUAUUUAUUUAUUUAUUUGUUUCUGAUUCUUUUGUUUUCUUGUAUGUUAUC
Molecule: messenger RNA, 685 nt
Organism: Ectocarpus sp. CCAP 1310/34
Lineage: Eukaryota; Phaeophyceae; Ectocarpales; Ectocarpaceae
Source: the annotation of a GenBank genome assembly